AUGUGGAAGUUCAACGAAGAAGAGGAGAAUUAUAAAGAACGUUGCAAGAAGAAAAUCACCGAUUAUCUGAAAAUCCGUGGACCUUUCAUUGAAGAGGAUAUCAAGUUGACGGAUGACGAGAUAAGCGAUGCUAUUGACAACGGCGAUAUUUUCGAAAGGACAAAAGGUAUCCUCCUUGCAUAUAGCGACAAAAAAGCACUCUUCGAGGACGUCAAAGCACGACGUGAUGAAUUGUUUGAGAUCGAGAAGGUCAUCCGAGAACUGGGUGAAAUGUUUGUGGAUCUCAACAAUCUUGUCAUGAGUCAGGGGGAAAUGCUUGACCGGAUUGAGACGAAUAUCGAAGAUGCGGUGGAUUAUGCGGAGAAGGCGAAGCAGAAUGUCAAGGAUGCUCGGGAGCUUAUGAAGAAAGCACGAAAGGUGCAAGAAGAUCAUAAUCUGCAUAGUUCUCGCCAUACUGGUUCUCAUCUUGAUUAUCUUCAUACAGGCGAUGAUUUGUCAUUUCACUCCGAUUUGCUAGUCGUUCCAUAUUUCUACUCUGUUAAAGAUUUGCUCUUUUGA
Cylicostephanus goldi is the source of this 558-nucleotide messenger RNA. The record is from the annotation of a GenBank genome assembly. Lineage: Eukaryota; Metazoa; Nematoda; Chromadorea; Rhabditida; Strongylidae.